UCACAUGAGAAGAGUCCUCUCACUUGCCCUCCCAUCAAGCAAGACCGCCACAGACAUACUCAAUCCUGACAACCAUGUCACCUCCAAGCAAUACAGACUUGAAAAAGAAGAAUAAGGAUCAUCAUUACACAGACGUGCACGGCCUGCCAUGCAUUGAGAAGAUCGUGGCCUCUGUGGAUGAGACCCCAGAGGCCAUCAGCACUAAGAUCAGUGGAACUAUCCCAGAGUGGAUUAGUGGCAAUUUCCUCAGAAACGGACCAGGAAAGUUUGAGAUUGGUAAUAAUAAAUUCAACCACUGGUUUGACGGAAUGGCCCUCCUGCAUCAGUUCAAAAUCGCAGGGGGUCAGGUGACCUACAAGAGCCGCUUCCUGGGCAGUGACUGCUACACGGCUAACAGUGAGAACAGCCGUAUUGUUGUGUCUGAAUUCGGGACUGUGGCCAUGCCAGACCCCUGCAAGAACUUCUUCCAGCGCUUUCUGUCCCGGUUCGAACUGCCAAAAGCAUCAGAUAAUGACAAUGUGAGCUUUGUGACGUACAAAGGUGAUUACUACGUGAGCACGGAGACAAACUUCAUGCACAAGGUGGACCCUGAGACACUUGAAACAAAGGAAAAGGUGGACUGGAGCAAAUUCAUCGCUGUCAAUGGAGCCACUGCCCACCCCCACACAGACCCUGAUGGUACAACAUACAACAUGGGGAAUUCUUACUCUGCGAAAGGUGCAAUUUACAAUAUAAUCCGCGUGCCUCCGACAAAGACAACGCCAGAAAACCCAGAGGAAACCCUGGAGGGAGCUACUGUGGUCUGUUCUAUUCCCUCCGUGGACAAGGCAAGACCUUCAUACUACCACAGCUUCGCAAUGUCGGAGAAUUACGUGGUGUUUAUUGAGCAGCCUAUCAAAAUGGACCUCUUGAAGAUUGUGACAGGCAAGCUGAGAGGAAAGGGUAUCAGCGAUGGGGUCUACUGGGACCCUAAACUUGAGACCAUCUUUCAUUUGAUUAACAAGCAAACAGGCAAGCUCUACUCAGUCAAGUAUCACGCCAAAGCCCUGUCCACGUUCCACCAGAUCAAUGCCUGGGAGGAGGAUGGCUUCCUUGUUAUGGACCUCUGUGCCGCAGACGAUGGCAAAGCCAUCAACAACUACAUGGUUCAGAACAUGCGCAAGUCAGGAGAGGCUCUCGACGAGGUGUACAACACUAUGUGCAGAGUGUUCCCCCGGCGAUUUGUCUUGCCUCUCAACGUCAACAUGGAGACACCCUGUGGGCAAAAUCUGAACACACGCCUGGACAGUACCGCCACUGCCACCAAGACUGCUAAGGGCAAGGUGUUUUGUACACAUGAAGAUCUGCACGAUGAGGAACUCCAUAAGUACGGAGGUCUCGAGUUCCCACAAAUCAACUAUGCCAAGUACAACACCAAACCAUAUCGCUACUUCUACGGUUGCGGUUUCAGACAUCUAGUAGGAGACACUCUCAUCAAGAUGGACCUCCAAGGCAAAAGAAUGAAGGUGUGGGAGCAUCCUGGACUGUACCCUUCAGAGCCUGUCUUUGUACCCUUGCCUGGUGCUACAGAAGAGGAUGAAGGUGUCAUUAUGUCUGUGGUCAUCACUCCAAAUAAGGACAAAAGCACUUUCCUGUUGGUUUUGGAUGCCAAGACAUUCAAAGAGUUGGGCAGAGCUGAGGUGCCUGUGAACAUUCCCUAUGGUUUCCAUGGGACAUUCAACUCCACUAUGACUCAUAAAAGGCUUCUAUCAGAAAAACAUUAGGAGGCCCAUCAGAGUAACAACACAAAGGUGUGACUCCAAGUUUCUGGCCUCCAUCAGUAUGUCUUCCAACUCCCUAACUUGUGAGGCAUCUAUUGCAGCCCUCUCACUGUAGGAAACAAAGGCACUACGUAGGAUGGACAUGACAGUGUGUACAGAUUAUUUCAAGAGAAGCAUAUUCACCUAAUGCUUGUUUAUCAUAAUAAAAAACAGUGUGUGUGUGCAGUAUGCUUGCCUGGGUCCUUAAUGUAAUAUGUGAUGUGGAUUAAGUACUGACAUUUAAACUCCAAAAUGUGUUCUG
Messenger RNA from Oncorhynchus gorbuscha (pink salmon), 2061 nucleotides. Its product is annotated as beta,beta-carotene 9',10'-oxygenase-like. NCBI's taxonomy places the organism in Eukaryota, Metazoa, Chordata, Actinopteri, Salmoniformes, Salmonidae. The record is from RefSeq and is a predicted model, not a curated record. Gene Ontology annotation, molecular function: beta-carotene 15,15'-dioxygenase activity; carotenoid dioxygenase activity. The transcript has 13 exons. Gene Ontology annotation, cellular component: mitochondrion. Gene Ontology annotation, biological process: carotene catabolic process; retinal metabolic process. Bases 75 to 1763 code for a protein of 562 amino acids.